Messenger RNA from Necator americanus (New World hookworm), 1119 nucleotides. RefSeq lists its product as uncharacterized. Gene Ontology annotation, molecular function: nucleic acid binding. Bases 1 to 1119 code for a protein of 372 amino acids. The record is from RefSeq and is a predicted model, not a curated record. NCBI's taxonomy places the organism in Eukaryota, Metazoa, Nematoda, Chromadorea, Rhabditida, Ancylostomatidae. The transcript has 4 exons.
AUGGCAACAGCAAAGUUAGCUGGCCUGAAGUCAAAGAUGACUAUACCGAAACUGGAACUGAAUGCGUUGAGACUGGCAACAAGGAUUCGCGUGCUUGAGAUACGUAGCAUUAUCGACCAUCUCAAAGAACGAGGAUAUGGGGUACAACUUGGACACAUUGCCUCUCAGGAGAAUCCGGCAGAUUGCGCCAUCAGAGGCGUAGACAAAUCACAGUUCCAUGACCAUUUAUGGUGGAAGGGGCCUCAAUUUCUAGCACAGCCCGUGGAGGACUGGGAGAGUGGAAUAGAGACAAAAUUGGCGUGCAAAGCCUCGGUGAAGCAACACCAACUAGCGUGGAUAAGCUCGACGACAUUAACAGCACUUCCUCCUCUCAAUCCUUAUACGGAUCACCAAAGAAUUCUUCGCUGUAAAGGACGUCUAGGAAGAAGCACUCUGGAGGAGCAAACCAAGUUCCCAAUGUUGGUUUUGCAGAGGAAAUGGUUAUCUAGGCUGAUUAUCACAGAUUGCCAUCGUGAGAUUCAUGCCAGCAUAAGUCAUACUAUGUGUCGCGUACGAGAACGAUACUGGAUUCCAAAACUACGAGCUGAAGCGACGAGCACCAUACGACGUUGCACAGAAUGUCAGAAGAUGAGUAACUUGCCGUAUAAGUAUCCGCAACAGGGACAUUUACCAGCGCGUAGGGUGACAAAGUCACGACCAUUCGAACAUGUACGAUUGGACUAUUUCGGGCCAAUCACCGUAAAAAGCGAUGGAGGAGCCACCAAAUGCUACGGAUGUAUCAUCACUUGUAUGGUGGCGAGAUGUUACGCCGGUUUUUUUGCAAGGAGAGGUGCACCACAGAACAUUACGAGCGACAAUGUUCCCACGUUUGCGUUAGGCGACGUGGUUCUAUCAGAAUGCUUCGAAACAGCAAGGAAUCACCCGGGUGUAGCUAAGGAAAUAAGCUGUCGUCAGAUUCGACUGAUCUACAAUACUGCUUCUGCACCAUGGCAAGGAGGUGUAUAUGAACACUUAAUCAGGUCGGUCAAGCUGGCAAUGUACAAGUCGCUAGGGAAAGCAACCCCUUCAAGAGAAGAGUUGGGAACUCUUAUCGAAAUCGAAGGCACGCUGAAUACAUGA